Molecule: messenger RNA, 1048 nt
Organism: Momordica charantia (bitter melon)
Lineage: Eukaryota; Viridiplantae; Streptophyta; Magnoliopsida; Cucurbitales; Cucurbitaceae
Source: RefSeq, a predicted model, not a curated record
UCACUCUCAUGCCUCAAAUCACAAACCCUUUCAUGGCCACCUCCGGGAUCCAGAGAAAUCCGGCCUUCAAGAACAAGGGCAAGUUUUUUACCCUUUCUCAGUUUCUUGACUUCGCUAAAGCCAAAGCUGUUGCUGGGGUUAUGAUCAACAUUCAACAUGCGUCGUACUUAGCAGCAAAGAAAGGUCUGGACAUAAUAGAAAUCGUGACGAACAGUCUGAAAAACGCUACGUUGGAGAACCAGCGAGUGUUCAUUAGAUCAGACGACACUUCGGUGCUGUCUAACUUCCAAAAAAUUCCAAACUACACUCGAGUGUUGACGGUAGAUACCAAGAUAGGCGACGCCCCGAUGAAGCCCCUGGAGGAGAUCAGGCACCAUGCACAAGCCGUGGCCAUCCCUCGAGCCUCCGUCAUCAAGAUCACCAACUACUUCACCACCGGCGUGACCAAAGUGGUGAAAGAGAUGCAAGCUGCUAAUCUCACGGUCUUCGUGUUCGUGAUGAGGAACGAAUACGUGUCUUUGGCCUAUGAUUUCUUCUCCGAAUCCACCAUGGAGAUCGCCACCUACGUGGACCUCUUCCACGUGGACGGCGUCAUCACCGAGUUCCCUAAGAGUGCCAGUAGAUACAUAACUUGUCCAUGCAGGACCAACUUGCCAAGAAAUGAUUCUUAUUCAAUCAUGCCACCAGAAAUAGGUUCGCUGCUGGAUUUGGUCCCGGAGUAUGCUCAACCACCGGCCGAUGCUCCAUUCCCGCCGUUGAAUGUGGGGGAUAUCGUGGACCCGCCGCUCCCGCCGGUCAGCAAGAAUGCCACUAACGGCGGCUCCUCUAAAGUCGGUGGGCCGGCCACCGGCACAUCGUCACCGGCCCUCUCAAACCACCUUCCUAACUUGUUUCUCUCUCUAUUCUGCAUUUUCAUGCUUACACUUACCCUCCUCUCCAAUUCUCACUCUGCCCUAUAAAUGUCAAUAUGAAUAUAAUCUAACUUUCCUCUACUCUAUUCUUUUCUUUAUUAAUAUAUGCGGGGGAUCGGAUUUCAUUUCCAUGCCAU